UUUAACAGAAAAAAAUCACGAAGGUCGGUUCUACAAGAUGGCGACCGCCUUAAUGGCGUUACCCUCCAUCACUCCAAAGCCUGAGAAGGAAGAGAGCAAGACGACUGUUCAAAAACUGGUCGAAAGUCCAGAUUCAUACAUCAAGCACCCUUUACAGAACAGGUGGGCUCUUUGGUUUUUCAAGAAUGAUAAGAGCAAAACUUGGCAAGCCAACCUUCGGCUCAUCUCCAAAUUUGACACAGUGGAGGACUUCUGGGCGUUGUAUAACCACAUUCAGCUGUCCAGUAACUUGAUGUCCGGCUGUGACUAUUCACUCUUUAAGGAUGGUAUUGAACCGAUGUGGGAGGAUGAACGGAACCGGCGAGGUGGUCGCUGGCUCAUCACGCUGUCCAAGCAGCAGCGCAAGGCUGACCUGGAUCGGUUCUGGUUGGAGACGCUCUUGUGUCUGGUGGGCGAAGCGUUCGACGACCACAGCGAUGACGUGUGUGGCGCAGUCAUCAACGUAAGAUCCAAAGGGGACAAGAUUGCUAUCUGGACUACGGACAAAUUGUCCUUCGGUGUGAUUCUGACUUGA
This is a messenger RNA of Hippocampus comes (tiger tail seahorse), 574 nucleotides long. RefSeq names its product eukaryotic translation initiation factor 4E-1A-like. The transcript is spliced from 6 exons. The coding region runs from base 38 to 574 and encodes 178 amino acids. Gene Ontology annotation, cellular component: cytoplasm; eukaryotic translation initiation factor 4F complex. The record is from RefSeq and is a predicted model, not a curated record. Gene Ontology annotation, biological process: translational initiation. Gene Ontology annotation, molecular function: translation initiation factor activity; RNA 7-methylguanosine cap binding. NCBI's taxonomy places the organism in Eukaryota, Metazoa, Chordata, Actinopteri, Syngnathiformes, Syngnathidae.